AAAAACAUAUUUAAUAGCCUAUCGCCGUCAACUCAACACCGAUCAUUUCGUUACACGAGUUUAAAAUCGUUUUUAUUUACAAACUUUCUAGAGGGUGUUCUACCGAAGAAAAAAAGUGUUGUGCUCGCUCGUACUGAUAUAUUUCGAUAACUAUUACACGUCGGUCCGUAAUCGACACUUUUGGCGGACUUGACCUAGUAACAACGAAGAACGAACGGCGUUGCUAAGAAACAGUACGCGUAGUAGCGGCGGCAACGGCGGCGGCGGUAAGGUAUUAGUUCUCCGACACUUUGGAUCUAAUUGAGAAUAAUAUUUUACACUCGUACGCUCUCGUCACCGUAUUGAAAGUUAUUUACACCGAAAACAUUUCGAAAUGCCUCCAAUCCAUUGUAGGGACGUGCCGUCAAAGACACGAUGGAUGGAGCAGAUCUCCAUGAAAAACGGAUUCAAACCCGGAGUCUACGAAAAAUACGGGGUGUACAUGGGCAACUGGGAAAGCGACACGAAACAAGGAAAAGGAAAAAAAUCAUACAAGAACAAAACAGUUUACGAGGGAGAUUGGGUCGCAAACAAAAGACAUGGUUUUGGCGUGCUGAUGAAGAAAGUUGAUGACCAUUUUGUAUAUAUUUGCGAAGGACAAUGGAUAAAUAACCGAUUCGCUAAAGGCAAAUGGUACGAAGAGUGCGGCAUUUACGAUGGUAGCUUUUCGACGGUCGGUAGUAGAAUGAAAUGCGGUUACGGGACCAUGCGGUGGAACGACGGUGCCGUGUACCGAGGCCAAUGGCGCAACAACGAGUACAACGGCCGAGGAAAAUACGUAGAAGUAAACGGCAAUUUUUAUGACGGACAAUGGAGGAACGGUUUGAAACACGGCGAAGGCGUUUACGUAUUCAUAGACAAAGGCCAAUUCAUGGAGGGGGUAUGGAUCAACGGAGUGCUGAAACUCAGCACCAUCAGAUAUAUUGACGGGCCGGAGAGUACGCGAACACAAUAUGUUAUGCCGGAGAUUUCGAAAUCCGACGAGAAAAACAUAAUAGAAGCGUACGAGUACACCAAAUCGGAAAUGCUCGAUAACCUGUGAAAGACGUGGAAAUUGUUUAUGUUUAAAACUAUAAAUUUUAUGUGAAAUUAUUUUACAGUAAUUCAUAUAGUAUGAUAUAAUAAUAAUAUAUUAUAUUAUGUAUAUGUACCAAAGAGGAUGGGGUAAUGUAGGAAUUGUCUAGCUGAGUGUGAAUAAUUUUUAUAUAUUUUUUUUUCAUGAUCUAACAAUGCAGUCAUGAAAUGUUAUGUCGUUUCGGUUGCUCCCAUUCAGAAGGACAGUUUUACGAGUUUGCCAAAUAAUAAGGAUAAUACAUUAAGCACAGUAGAUUUAAACUAGGAAUCCCGAAUCGGUAUCUGAAUAUUUCGGUUCAACUCCUUUUGUUAAGCUUGAUGAAGUAUCCCAACGAUUAAACAUUGUUCGAGGGUAACAGUAAGUAUGGUAGUGUGAUCAGGGUUUCGAACGAUGGUUAUACUAAGGAAAUGAAUAACAUAUAAUAUGCAAAUGUAAGACUUCCCUUGUAAUUAUUUCACUUAUAUAUAUAUAUGUGCAUAAUGAUCCAUUUAAG
Molecule: messenger RNA, 1607 nt
Organism: Rhopalosiphum maidis (corn leaf aphid)
Lineage: Eukaryota; Metazoa; Arthropoda; Insecta; Hemiptera; Aphididae
Product: MORN repeat-containing protein 3-like
Exons: 5
Coding region: 374-1081 (235 amino acids)
Source: RefSeq, a predicted model, not a curated record